CAUCCUCGAAGAUGUAGCUGACAUUGGUACAGAUAUUGUACAACUAUGCCUAUGAGCCACUUCAAAAGACUAUGGAUCUCAUCAGUCUUUAUAAUACUAGCUUCGCCGAUGCAGGCAGCUCCCACUGUCUCUUCCACACCAAACUCGCUCCCGCAAGCGCUUCAACAGAAUGUACCCCAAUGCGCACAAUCAUGUUUACGGUCUUCGCUGGACGAAAGAUUUCCCGUAGCAUGUUCUGGUCAAGAGAGUCUUCAAUGCCUCUGUUCUCGUUAUAGUAAUGUCGGAGAGUCACUUGGCGAAGUGGCUCUCGGCUGCAUCUACCUAUCGUGCCCCAUGGACGAUGCCCAGGCAUCACUCAGUUCAACCUACGGGAUUUGUCUGGGGCAAAAAGAUGCGGUCAUGCCGACCAAGAGUGUUCUCACGUACGUCGUGACCAGCGCAACUCGCACCAUGUCGCCGACUAUCAGUCUACCAACCACAACGAGCACACCCAUCAUCACAUCCUCUUCACGAAUUCAAAGCAGCUCUACACAGAACGCUUUUGCCGAUACUGUUUCUUCACUCCCGUCUGCUACUUCGUCGGCAACGUCUUCGCCUGUCGCAGCAACCACGGCUUCGAACAAUCCUCCCAGGAUGACACCUGCGCAGAUUGCUGGACUUUCCGUAGCGGCAGUAGCAGCUUUUGUUAUGGCUAUUGGGCUAAUGGCGCUCAGUGUUUGCUUGCGCAGACGAAAGGAGCGACGAGUGGUCUUCGAUGGAGACGAAAAGGGAGAGACUCAGCGAGGAAAGCAACUUUCGACAAGAUUCUCGCACUAUGUCCAAGUAGGACACGGUACUGAACUACCGAAGCAAUUCCCCUCGGCGCCUCCGCGAGCUCUUCGCAGGGGCAGCAAGCAGGGCCCAGCACAUCCAGCGCAACGACUCGGGGUGGGAACUUCCAACAGUUCCUCGAAUUCCUCGUUGCCACUGGAUCAGAUAGGUCUGGCCAUCAGUGCCGAGCUGGAUGGAAAGCCCGUGGUAUCUCAGAAGGCGCCAAACCCCAGCACAACGCAUCAAAAGGCACCUCUCGCGGCACAAUCGCAUACCAAUGCAGUCUUUCGGCCUGUCAGUACGAUGACUCAGGAGACUGUCUUCGAAGAAGAUGAGACCUCGCCACACCGGAGAUCCUCGAUGCUGUUGCCCACGCCUCCAGUACCUAUUCCUCCGAUCCGCGCUCUACAGCCCUCUAGACGAGCACCAAACUUCGCCGUCAACCAGCGUUCAGUAGGACGUGGAUCCGAGUUGUUUCUCAAUAUCCCUGUUCGUCACGAGAGGCCCCAGCCGAAGCAGAUUGCUGCGGCAGCGACACGUUCUCAUGGUGCACCAUUACCACCUCCAGUGCAGCCUGCAACACGCCCGCGCUUGGCACCACCUUUCCAGAUGACGUCUACAGCUACUUCGUACGAAUCAAAAGCCACAACUGCUAGCUCGCGCAACGCAAGUACAUCCGGAGACAUCAUCGACUAUUACUUUUCUACUGGCCAGAGCCGAGACCAGACACCCAAGGCCAGUCCAGCGCACAUCGUCCGCCCAAAAGAGUCACCGAAGACUGUACAAAUCAAACCCAAGAAGUCGCACGGUAGCACACUGUCGCGCACUACAUCGCGCACUUCGACAAACCUGCGCGAUUCCCUGAACAGUCAAACAUCUUUUGAGACGACAAAUGCCAACGACUCCACACCUGAAGAUGAGGACGAAGACAAGCAACUAUCGGAUGACAGUGCCAGCAACAAACAGCCACUAUCACCUGUCGCUGAGUCGCCAAUCUCCAAGCUGCGAUACCCAAAGGUGCCUCGGUCUUCAAAUCAGCUGGUACCUCGUAGCCCAAAGGGUUCACCACAGCAGCAGAACUUCAGAAGCCCGCGUAGAGCCCCAGACGCGUCAACACUCCUCCAGAAACGCAACAACGCUCUUCCGCCACUACUACUCGAGUCUCGGCCUAGACUAGAGAGCCCUCACAGAGACCCAUUUACGUCCCCGCCGCGUGUGACCAGCCCUCCGCGCAGAGCUCGCUCACACAUGCGCAGCAAUAGCACAGAGUCGUGGAGCACGACACCUGCUUCAAAGACGGGCAUCGACCGUAAGAGUCGCGUGCAGAGUGGCACUUGGGGUAGAAGCCCAGUCAUGUACGAAGAAGACGUCGUGCGGCCGUUGAACGUGAGGAGGAAGAGAGACGAGAUGUCCGAGUUGAACAUCGGCAGAGAUGUAAAUGUUGAUUUCGACCGGGACGGGUUGAAGAGUCCUGCAUGGGUACCCCGACUCACGCCGAGGAAAAAGGGCGAUGACUUGUUCCUAGAGGUCGGGUGGAGAUGAGGAACUGUGAGGUGAAGUUCGAUUCUUGACUACACACCGUUUUUCUUGUGUAUAGAUUUUCCUAAUGAAUGAUGAUGUUGGAGAUGGGAAAGGGCGCGGAAUUCGACAAGACUGUCAUUUUCUUUACAUGUUUGUAUAGUACGAGAUAGAUACCCACAGCGCUCAUUUAUUCUUUUACGUAUGUUGAGAUUGUAAUAAUACACU
Alternaria rosae is the source of this 2556-nucleotide messenger RNA. RefSeq lists its product as uncharacterized. The transcript has a single exon. The record is from RefSeq and is a predicted model, not a curated record. NCBI's taxonomy places the organism in Eukaryota, Fungi, Ascomycota, Dothideomycetes, Pleosporales, Pleosporaceae. The coding region runs from base 46 to 2352 and encodes 768 amino acids.